Molecule: messenger RNA, 3003 nt
Organism: Octopus sinensis (East Asian common octopus)
Lineage: Eukaryota; Metazoa; Mollusca; Cephalopoda; Octopoda; Octopodidae
Product: transient receptor potential cation channel subfamily V member 1-like
Exons: 3
Coding region: 1-3003 (1000 amino acids)
Biological process (GO): monoatomic ion transport; transmembrane transport
Cellular component (GO): membrane
Molecular function (GO): protein binding; monoatomic ion channel activity
Source: RefSeq, a predicted model, not a curated record
AUGGAAAUGCUCAUGGAAUCAGAAGGUCAGCGACCGAGGAGUCUAAAACCAAUACAUUUGGCUUGUUAUUUCGGGAAUUUAAAUUUCUUGAAAUUUCUCGUGAAUUUGAAAGUGGACAUAAACAGCGUAAACAGCAAAAACGACACCCCUAUUCUAUUUGCAACUAGAAACAAUCACAUAGACGUUGUUCAGUAUACAUCUGAUAACUAUUUUAGAUUUCUUUUGCGAAAUAAAGCAUCAGUUGAUAUUGAGAAUGACAAGGGGUCAACGCCACUAUACUGGGCAGUGAGAUAUCAAUAUGAGGAUCUAGUAAAGUUGCUUGUUUGCGAUGGAAAAGCCAUGGUGUCAACUAGAAGAAAGUUAGGCUUGGAGACUCCAAUCACGAUGGCCACGUCUUUGGGAAAUUUGGAAAUCCUUAAAACUCUUAUAGAGAAUGGAGCUGAUGUAAACACAAAAAUAAAAUAUGGAAUGAAACCCAUUCAUGUCGCUGCCUAUUUUGGGCAUUUAGAGUUGACAGAUUACCUAGUGAAUUACAAUAUUUCAUUGGAAGAUGACGAUGAUUUUGGUAAUACGCCUCUCCUUAUCUCCGUUCAGCAAAGAAAACUUGAUGUUUUUGCACAUUUGCUCACUUUGGGAGCAAACGGCUCACAUCGUAAUAAAAGAGGAAAAGAUGCGUGGACAUAUGCAAUGGAAUUGGAAAAUGACAAAUACCUGUUGGUGUUGUUAAAGUUUUAUGGACACUGGAUUGAAGAAAACAAAACUGCUCGAUCCAGUGGAACUUUUUCAGGUUCGACGUACCCUCUUCAUCUUGCUGCUUCUAAAGGAGCAACAAAAUAUCUUCGAAUGCUGUUUGAAUCUAAAUUGAAAUUUAACGAAAAAGAUUCUCUCGGAAAUACUUUUAUUCAUACGGCUGCUUUCGCGAAUCAGGACGAAAUAUUGACCGAGUUUAUCAAUUCUCAAAAUAUCGAUUUAAAAAAUGUUGACGGAAAUACUCCUCUUCAUCUAGCAUUUAUUUCUGGGUCGAAUGAAGCAGCAUCUAUUCUUCUAAAAAAGUCAACUUUAUCAAUUAAAAAUAAAAACGGCGAAACAGCUCUUCAUUGUGCAUUCAAAUCAAAGAAAACAAGCAAAGAAUUGCUCGAAACCCUUGUCGACCAAUCAGUAAAAAUGAGUUCGUAUUUGGUCAUUGAAGAGCCUGAUAGUAGCGGUAAUACUAUUUUACAUUUGAUUUCCCAAAGUGGAAGGAUAGAACUUUUUAAUUUUUUCAACUUACUAAAAAUAAAUCGUCAGAAUAAAGAAGGAAAUUCAGAACUGCACGUAGCACUGAUGAAUGGAAAUUUGAUCCUAUUUGACAAAAUAUUAACGACUUUCAACACACAACUUGAUCUUAAUCUUCAAAACAAAAUGGGAAAAUCUUUACUUCAUAUAGCCGUGGAAAAGAAUUAUAGCUUGGAACUCGUGAAACUGAUACUAAAUGGUGCCAAUUUGGCAGUUCAAGAUUUAAUUGGAAAUAAUGUCAUUCACGAACUAAUUUUAAUGGCAUCUAAUGGAAAAUGUGCAGAAAGUAUUCAUUUAUUUAGAGAAAUUGUAUCUCAUGCAGUAGAAUGGUGGUGUCUGUACAAAUGUGUGUCCAUUCCCGACCAAAUAUUACCUAUUUAUAGAAUUUACAAAAAGCAUUCUCUUUCAUUCCUAAUGUAUGAAACAUUUAAUGUACAAAAUAUGAAUCCGGUAAUAUAUGCAGCUUCCCUGGGUUCUGAAACUAUGCUUAGAGAGUUUCUAAACCUUGAAGGUGUAAACAAAUUCACUUGUACCGAUUAUACAGUCUAUGAUAUAACUAAUAUUUCUCCUAAUACAAAAAAAAUACAUGGAAAUAUGAAAACAAAAAACAAAGUGGAUACAAAGUCUCUGCUAUAUUAUGUUACGAAACUUGACGAUUUAUCUGUGGCGACAAGAAUUCUCAAUAUUCAGCCUAUAUAUAAAGUUGCCAAAAACUACUGGAAUCCAUAUCAAAAGAUAUAUAUUUUUUUGCUAUUGAUACAUCUAACGCAUAUGAGUUUAUACAGUUAUUACGCGAUCAAUAACCUUCCUAAAGGCUCCAACAAUUAUUCUUCAAAUUUGCUAUUUUGCUUAUUUUUAAUUUGGCCUGUUCUUAUUUCAAUUUACAAUAUACUGAGGUUGAUGACUUCAGUAAUUUCUCGUUCCAAAGGAGCCAAAGAAAAUUUAUUUAAAAAAAGAUAUUCAAGUAUUGUUACUUCAAUGGCAAUCGGAAUACUUAGCUUUUUUGUUUCAUCUUAUUGUACGUCAAUUUUAUGGUCUUCUACUGCUUUUAUUUGGUUCGGCUUAUUUAUCAAUAGAAAUGAAUACCAAGUCCAUUUUUUGGCGUUGACUUUAAUCUUAGGAUGGCUCGAUACCUUGCAUUUCACACGGGGAUUCCAAUCUAUUCAUCAUUUUUCUUUGAUGUUAAAAAGCAUGAUUAUUUACGAUAUAUCCAAAUUUAUAAUAGUCUUUAUAACCGUCCUUAUUGGAUUCUCUUUCACAAUUCGGACACUUACUAGAGAAUCAACGGUCAUCUCAACAACGACUGAAAAUUCUUUUGAUUCUAUUUUUCAAACAUUUUUGUGGAUGGUGGGCAUGGGGGAUUUCUUUUCAUUAACAGAUCUUGACGGACUCAGCAAUAAUAAAGGACUUUGGGUUAAAAUUUCUUACAUAUCGUUUAUUAUUUUUGCUGGGGUGAUCCUCUUAAACAUGCUGAUAGCAAUGAUGAAUGAAUCAUACACUGCUUUUAGCCGAGGACUAGGAUGGAAACCUUCGGAAUGGAAGAAACCAAUAUUUGUUUUGUUGCCUAAAAAGGGUGAAAGCAAAGUAUGUUCAAAUUACCGAGCAAUUGCUCUCAUACCUCACGUUAGCAAAACACUAAUUUCAGAAAGAAUUCUAUCCAUUAAUCAAACUGGUUUAGAUGUGUUAGUGGUACGGGAGACCAAAUCUCUAGCCUCCGGUGUAUUGUGA